AUCAACAGCUGCUGUUGGCAGGAAUUUCGGAGAGCCCAUCAGUCGGCAAAGCAGGUAGGCAUGGGCACGCUGACUCAACUGGUGAUGGUCGCGUGGAAGGAGCUGUGCCUGCGCGCCGUGCUGCGCCAGGGCUGGCUCUCGCUCUCCGAGUGCCUGCUCGCGCCGCUGCUCUGCCUCGUGCUCCUGCUGACCACGGGUCCGCCGUUCGUGGACAAGCUCCGCGAGGUGCCGCUCGGCGGUGUCCACAUGCUCGACUGGCCGUGCGCCGUGGUCGAGAACCAACUGGUGUUCCGACGCGUGGCUUACGCUCCGCACGCGCCCUACUCGAUGCGCCUCAUGGAGGCCACGUUCCGCGAGUUCAGCCCGGUGGAGGGACUCGUGGGCUUCCAGGAUCCCCAGGCGGUGACCGAAUUCGCGCGCACCAAGGCCAACGACUCGGACGCCUUUGACCUGAUCAUCGUUUUCGACAACCUGCGCAGAACCGACGACAAGCCGCCGGAGGAUCUUCGCUACACCCUGCGCUACAACACGAGCCGGCUGUAUCUGCUGGACGACCGCGACGACCGGCGCGGCUACUACCCGCUACGGCGCGACUACGUGGUGCCGCUCGUGUGCCUGCUGGGGGACAGCCACCUGCGGCUCACUGCUCGCGCCCUGGGAAGACCGGAACCUAGGUACCUCUGGCGCACGCGCUCCUUCAGCGACAACAAGGACCACAGGACGCUGGUGCACCGUGACUACAGUGCCCUCGCGUUCGAGCUGGGCGUCGUGUGGCUACUGCUAAACUACGCCGCCGACACAGUGCACGACAAGCGGACGCGGAAGCGCGAGUUCCGCCGCAUCAUGGGCCAGACCGCGCUCGUCUACUGGUUCGAGGUGCUGCUGCGUGGCCUCGGUCUCUUGAUGGCCUCGUGCUGCGGACAGCUGUUCGUGGUGACCAGCGUGCCUGACCGUUUCGGCUCCUCCUACCUGCAGUACACGGAUCCGACUGUGUUGCUUACGCUGCUGUACACGUACGCGCUGCACCUGAUCUCGUUUGUGACGCUCGUCACCACCUUCUUCACGUCGGAGACGCUGGUCGUGCUGGCCACUUGCUUCGCGGUGCUCGUCUCCUUCCUGCCGUACCUGCUCUUCGUCGAGAUGACGGUCACCAUACGACUCCUGUGCUGCAUGCUGCCAAACACGGCAUUUCAGCUCGCCAUGGACAUCAUCGUCACCUUCGAGCGAGACAUGACGGGCAUGCAAUGGAACCAAGUGAACAUGAUGUUGUCCACGGACAUGCCGAGCCUAGCAUCCGUGCUGUUGGUCAUGCUGCUGGGAGUGUCGUUUAACCUCUCUCUGGUCCUGAUAUUGGACGACGUGCUCCCCCUCUCAACGAACACCGAUGGAUCCCGACUGAAGCGCGCCUUCACAUGGUCUAAACGUCGGACACCGUGGCAAGUUCCAGAUCCCGAGCAUGAGCUGUUCGAGCCCAGCGAGCAUCGACUGUCCGAGCCACCAGGAAUAUACGUGGACAACGUGACCAAGGUCUGCGGGCGUCGUGUCGUGCUGAGCAACGUCCGGCUGCGCGUCUACGAGGGCGAAGCCGUGGCGCUGCUGGGCCCAAACGGCAGCGGCAAGUCGACGCUGGCCAACAUCGUGGCCACCUACGAAGCGCCAUCUGCGGGCGACGUCUUCGUGUGCCAGCACAGCGUGCGCCGAUCGCCCCGCACAGCGAGGCGCCACCUCGGUUUCCUGCCGGAGACGUGCAUGCUCUUUCCUUACAUGACUGUCAUCGAAAACCUGCGCUACUUCUCCAAGAUGACCGACCGGUACGUGUCUCCGGCGCUGUUGAGCGAGCUUCUUCGCACGUUCUUCUUGCACCCACGCCGUAACGACUUGGUCUGCGAACUCUCGCAAGGCCUGCGAAAGUGCGCUACACUUUGCGUUGUCCUUAUGACAGCACCAAAGGUGCUGGUACUUGAUGACCUUACGGAAGGUGUAGACGUGAUGCUUCGACGCCGCAUGCUCAAGGUCAUCAAAACGAUCAAGGACCACUGCACCAUAUUGAUAACAAGCCAGAGGCCAGACGAAUUGGAGUUUGUCGUCGAUAAGGUUGCAAUCCUGGGUCGAGGCGUGGUGCAGUGCGUAGGGUGUCCGGAAUUCUUGAGAGAGGCGUACGCUGUGCCAUACCGCUGUCGAUUGAUCCGGAACAACACCGACUGCCGCUCGGCUGCUGUGGAAUCGCAGCUUCAAGAGUGCUUGCCGCAGGCAAAGCUCAUAUCUAAGGCCGCCAACGAGCUCCUCUUCUCGCUGGGCACAAAGUCGCUGCUCAAAUUCGGCCACACCUUCCGCGCACUGAACGAGUCGGCGUCGUCCCUGUCCAUCCGCGACGUUGGAUUUCCUUAUAUGAGCCUGGAGGACGUGCUGAUUCGCGUGAGCUACAUGUCUGGCAAGGCGAUGGUGCCGCCCACUGGUGGCCUCAACUUGGCUCCCGGCGCCAAGGUGCACGUGGCCCGCAGCGGCAGGGUGCUCUGGCGCGGUCUGCUGGCGCUACAGCAAUACCGGCUGCUGCACUGGGGAAGCCACGUGCGCUUUUACACGCUGCUGCUGCUGAUGGGCGCCCUGCUCUUCCUCGUCUUCUGUGACCGGGUGGCCAGCGUCAGGAUGCCCUUCCCACGAGCGCUGCCACGCAUACCGCUAGACCUCGGCGAGCUGCGGCAAGGAUACAUGCACAACGUGACGCAGACGGCCGACCUUGCACAGGCAGUCAUUGGACCUGCGACAGCACACCGUAUCAAGCUUGUGAAAGCAGAGAACGGCGUUCGUGACGCCCUGAGUGACAGAAACUUCACAGCCCACUUCGCCUUCGAGCUAGGAACUAAGGCACUGAUCUCCUGGUACAGCGUUCGCACCCGAAGGUCCGAGGCCCUGUCUCUGCUACUGCUACAGAACGCCGCCCUGCAGUAUGUCAGCGGCGACAGUGCCAUGCGCGUCGAGGCCGCGAUCGAGUUCCUGCCUGGCGGAGCCUCCGUGAGCCCCGUCAACGUGUUCACGUGGCUCUCGGACGUCGAGCUGAAGCUGACCGGCGCCACGUUCGCUCCCAUCUCGCUGGGUCUUUUCAGCGCCGCCGCCGCGCUGUUUCCGGCCGCGGACCAGGCCAGUGGUGGUCGGCUGCUGCAGCGGCUUUCUGGGUUGCCGGGCGCUCUCUACUGGCUGUCCAACAUGUUCUGGGACUACGUGGUGCUCUACAUGGUGUACAUGCUCCUACUGUCCCCCAUGGUGGUCAUAUGGGGAUUCGGCGACAGCGUCGAGUUCUGGGUUUCCGUGGUACUGCUGUUUGCGGCGUACGGGUGGGCAGCCAUACCGCUUGCCUACGUCUUGUCACAGUUAGCCGGUCCUAGACCUUCUAGAGCCUUCUCCCUGGCGGUCGUUGUGAAGUGCGUGUUCGGCGUCCUGGCUGUGUUAUACUUGAUUCGGCUUCACCUGUCGUUCUACUUGAGCGAGGAGGUGUCGCUGAGCCGGCGUGUUCUCGAGCUCAUCACCACCAUCGCCCGCAUGCUGCCCACGGUCUCAAUAUCGUGGGGUCUAGGCCGAGCCAUGUGGCUGACGUCGCUCAACGAACUCUGCCACAUGGACAACGUCGCGGACUUCAUGCAGGCCUGUCGCAUCCUGAACGCCACCGAGUCACCGGCGCACCUGGUGCGACGGUACUGGUUCCUGGUGCGCUGCUGCAACGUUCGGCUGGCGUGCAUGCACAACGUCCAGAAAUGCGUGCUGCCUCACGCCGAGCUGCUCACGUGGAACCCGCACUCGGUGUGGCCCGAGGUGGCCAGCCUCUUGCUGGCGGGACUGCUCUGCCUGGCGGUGCUGUGCUUUGCCGAGACCAACGUGUGGAGGCAGCUUUGCCGCGUGUGCGGUUACAAGCCGCACCUCUACGUGACGCGAGCGCCCCAGUGCCUGCUCGACGAAGGGGAGAAGCAGCGCCUAGUGCGCUACUUCAUGGACAAGACCCUGCCCUGCGUCGACACGCUGGUUGUGAGCCACCUGCGCCAGGAGACCGGCCCGUACGCGCCCCUUCACGACGUCAGCCUGUGCAUGCACCGGCGCGAGUGCCUCGCCCUGCUUGGGCCUACGGGCUCAGGUCGGUCCCUCCUGCUGCGCGUACUCACCGCGCAGCUGCCCCUGUCGGACGGCAACGCUCACUUACGCGGUGCCGACCUCUUCACUCAUCCGACCGAGUUCGUCCGGGCGCUGGGCUACGCGUCCGAAGAGCGCAACGCCGUGGGCUGGCUGACGGGCCGCCAGCUGCUGAGUCACGUGGCCCGCAUGCGUCGCGUGCCCCCACAGGGCGUGAAGGUUGUGAUCGAGCAACUGCUUCGCAUGCUAGACCUAGUGGAGCAGGCUGAGCGUUACGUGGCCGUGUACAGCGGUGGGGAGCGCACCAAACUGGCCGUCGCGCUGGCCUUGGUGGGUGCGCCGCCCGUCGUGCUGCUGGACAAGCCGACCGAAGGGCUCGACCCCGUGUCUCGGCGCCGCGUCUGGCACACCAUCGUAACCUUCAUCAAAAAGACUCACAUGUCUGUGUUACUGGCCACCGACGACAUCGAAGAGGCCGAGGCCGUGGGUUCUCGAGUGUUGUUCCUGCACCGGGGACGUGCGCGGCCUAUGCUAAGCGAUGAUGACCUGUAUCCGUAUUGUGAUCGAGGGUACGAGAUCACCAUGUCCCUGGAUGACUUGAGUGGCCUUACGAUUACCGCUGCUCAGCAGGAGGUCAGGGACACCGUACAGAACCUGUUCCCGGGUCGCAACCUCGCUGUCACCACAUUGAAGACGUACGUGCGAUUACGCGUCAUGGACGACUCGGUCAACUGGGAGGCGCUGGUCGACGCCCUCGAGGGCCUGCGGCGCUCGCUAGGCCUGUCCUGUUGCCGGGUGCGGGUCACCACUGUGCUGCAGUGCGCCUUCUACCGCCGCCUGGUGGAGGCACCGUCGACUCCUUUGCCCUCGCUUGUCAUGUCGCCCGCCUCGCCCGUGCGGCGCGUGGCCGCUGCCGGAGGUGCCGGGGACCUGUACGCUGGCCCGCGGCCACGGUCGGCAUACCCCAGUCGCUACGCAUACCCGGUGGGCAAGAAAUAAAACUGACACUUGGUGUUUCCGCAGUCACUGGCGACUAAACGUCAAUACAAGAAAGAAGCUGGUUUCUUUAUAGCGUGAGUGGUACACUCUAAGCAUAGCAACCUUUAUAAAGCGUGACAUCUUCAUA
Molecule: messenger RNA, 5245 nt
Organism: Dermacentor albipictus
Lineage: Eukaryota; Metazoa; Arthropoda; Arachnida; Ixodida; Ixodidae
Product: phospholipid-transporting ATPase ABCA3-like
Biological process (GO): transmembrane transport; lipid transport
Cellular component (GO): intracellular membrane-bounded organelle; membrane
Molecular function (GO): ABC-type transporter activity; lipid carrier activity; ATP hydrolysis activity
Source: RefSeq, a predicted model, not a curated record